Effrenium voratum is the source of this 947-nucleotide messenger RNA. The record is from the annotation of a GenBank genome assembly. Lineage: Eukaryota; Dinophyceae; Suessiales; Symbiodiniaceae.
AGCACUUUCCUGCCCAAAGAGCGGCGGUUUGGAGGGUAUAAUCGCCCAUACCUCGAAUCACUUUUCCUGUUUCAGCCAUUUGGCCAUGGCUACGAGGUCCAGGCGGCUUGCUUGCCUUGCAAUGAAGUCCAGCGCCCUUGCGGCGGCCGGUGCCCUGCCCACCCCCGGACGCCCUUCCUCCCCCCGGCGAAUGCGCCGCGAAAGCGCCGCGAGGAGGGGGGGGGGGUUUGAUGGGCGGCCUAGGGUAGUGGCGUGCAGCGCCAUGACGGGGGACGAGCGGCUGGUACGAGAGGCUGUGAAGCUGGGGGUGGUCAACGAUGAAGUCCGGCAACUGGCGCUAAAGAAGCUCAAGAACAAGUCAACAAUCGCCUGGGCUGUGGAGACGGUCAGCGAUGAGGCUCAGCUACGGCUUGCUCAGCUGAAGGAGCUGUACGAAACGCCCGGGGUGUCGCGAUGGCUUUUCAUCAGCGCCACGGUGGCAUUUCUGGUCACCGCGGGCCCGGUCAUCGGAUUGAAAGUGCUCGGCUUCACCGCAACCGGCGUCGUCAAGGGCUCUCUGGCUGCAACCAUCCAGUCCACCUUCCCCUCAGUGACCGCUGGCGCUUGGUUCGCGUGGGCCCAGAGCGCAGCCGCCACGGGCACCGCGGCCUGCUGGAAGUCUGGCACCCUGCUGGGCCUUGGCACUUGGUGGGCGAAGGCCCCAAAGCCGGAUCCCGCGGGAUCCGUGGGCGAGCGGCCGAAGACGGCAACAGCUUGGGAGGCCGAGCGCGACGAGGAAUUGCUCCUCGCCCUUGUCCGCGAGCAGCGGGUGGACUAUGAGAUGCGGAGCCUUUUUUUGCAGCGCAUACGCACCGUGAACCCGCAAGCUGCUUUGUAAGGUGCGCUGGCGUUGCUCGUGCGGGUGACGAUUGCUAUAGUGAGCUUGUGAGACGCGCGGCAGUUCUGAG